UAACAAACAUAAACAUGCAAAUGCAAUGCAACUAUACUCACUUUUUUUUUUCUUCUUUACAACCAAAACUAUACUUUUAAACAUUCACUGUUAAGAACCACAGAGCAUGUGGUUAAUUUUUGAAAAGGGUGCAUUGCAUUACAGUCAUAGCAGUUAGAUUCUGGAUUUUAUUUUCAAAUCAAAAACCACUCCCUCUUCUCUCUCCCUCUCCCUCUGUGCUGCUGCUUUCUCUCUGCAUUACAAUAUAAAUAUUCAUGCAUUACAACUGUUGACAUUUCAGAACAAGAUCCUCAGAAGAAGCUGCUUCAAGGUCCUUACUUUUGCUGGUUUAUUGCUUGGAUCUAGAGAAGGAAAUCUUGCCUGUGAAACCCAGGAAAAGUUAAACUCAGGUUUUAUUCAUAAAGCUGGAAAUGAAAAUUCAGUCAAAAUAAUCCUCAUCCUUUUAUGGCAUGCUGCUUUUUCUAAGCUUUCUGAAACACUUUGCGAAAGACAGACAUAUUUGAAGAUGGAUAUUAAGGAAGCAGAAAGGGUGGUGAUUGCCAAACCUGUUGCUUCAAGACCUACUUGUUCUACUUUCAAAUCUUUCUCAGAGCUUUUAGCUGGUGCAAUCAAUGUUUCUCCUGAUAUUUCAUCUUCUCAGGCUACAGUUUCUGCCAUUAGACCCAAGACUGUGAGGUUCAAGCCUGCAGCAUUGAAUCACCCCCAUGCAGGGUUUGAUUCUUGUCAGGCUGAUACUUUUGGAGCUGCACUCAGUAACUCUUCUGACAAGAUUCCAAAACUUGACAACAAUCAGUCCCUCAUAUACAAACCAACGGCAAAACUUGUGUCAAAGACAACUGUGUCUCUUUUGGCAAAUAUGAAGGGAAAUUGCAGCACUGGUCAGCAGCAAACACGGCAGUUAAUGGAGGCCAAUUUUCAACAUUCCAUCAAUGAAAAGUUUAGAAGCAGCAUGAGUUCACAUCUUGAUCAGAGUAUUGCCCGGCAUACAGAAAUAAACGAGAUCAGUGAAGCUAGUAAGAUGGUGCAGCAGAACACAGAGGAAGACCAGAAGACUUUAACAUCCUCUGCGAAUUGUGAUCGACCUUCUUAUGAUGGGUACAACUGGAGGAAAUAUGGUCAGAAGCAAGUGAAAGGGAGUGAGUACCCCAGAAGUUAUUACAAGUGCACACAUCCUAAUUGUCCAGUGAAAAAGAAGGUUGAAAGAUCAUUUGAUGGGCAGAUUGCAGAGAUUGUUUAUAAAGGUGAACAUAACCAUUUGAAGCCACAGCUUCCUAAAAGAAGCACAGCAACAGGGACACAAGGUUCGGGGGUGUUGUCUGAUGGAAUGGUUCAAGAUGUGUGGAGUAAUAGUCACAGCGAGAGGAAUGAAGGCAAUGAAAGUAGAGUUGAGAACGCAGGAGGAGGACUAUCUGUGCUUUCAGAUUAUUACGUCAAACUUCCACAGCCUAAUGAUUCUGGUCUAAAUAUUGGUGCAACUAAUGCUGGUGGAGGAAGCACGGAAAACUCCUGUGGUCUAAGUGGGGAAUGUGAGGAAGGAAGCAAGGGUUUUGAGGCACAGGAAGAUGAACCCAGAAGUAAAAGAAGGACAUCCUUCUUGUGCAUCCUGUCCAAUAACAGUAACUGUUCAUCCAGUAGCAUGAAAAAUGAGAAUCUAUCUAAUGAAGUAGCAUUAUCAGAGGAAGGUUUAGUAGAGCCACGGAUUGUGAUGCAAAGUUUCACUGAUUCUGAAAUACUUGGAGAUGGAUUUCGCUGGAGGAAAUACGGGCAGAAGGUGGUGAAGGGCAAUCCAUAUCCCAGAAGCUACUACAGAUGUACUAAUGUAAAGUGCAACGUUCGCAAACACGUGGAGAGAGCAAUAGAUGACCCGAGAUCAUUUGUGACCACAUAUGAAGGAAAACACAAUCAUGAUAUGCCUCUCAAGAACACAGGAAAUGUGGCCUCUGAGAGAGACUCACAGGCUUCUCUUUGUAAAGAUAAAGCAUGAUUGAUAGACACUUCAAUUAGUUAACAAGUAUGACUCAAUGACAGUGCCACAGGCAUCAGAAAUAAUUGAGAAAAUUCAUUACUGUUAUAUCCAAUAAUUGAAGUUGAUAAGAAAGACCAAGAUAUUGACAAUUUCAAAUGCAAUACCUACUGAGACAAAGAUGUUUAGGGAAGCUGGUUCAUACUUUCUAAUGUGCUGGUAAUCUGUAUUAUAUAUAUAUAUAUAUAUACAGUAUUAGCUAUGGAGAUAAAUUUGUUUCUUA
Messenger RNA from Vigna radiata var. radiata (mung bean), 2246 nucleotides. RefSeq names its product WRKY transcription factor 44. The record is from RefSeq and is a predicted model, not a curated record. The transcript has 8 exons. Gene Ontology annotation, molecular function: sequence-specific DNA binding; DNA-binding transcription factor activity. Lineage: Eukaryota; Viridiplantae; Streptophyta; Magnoliopsida; Fabales; Fabaceae. Gene Ontology annotation, biological process: regulation of DNA-templated transcription. Bases 506 to 1984 code for a protein of 492 amino acids.